Molecule: messenger RNA, 1005 nt
Organism: Gadus chalcogrammus (walleye pollock)
Lineage: Eukaryota; Metazoa; Chordata; Actinopteri; Gadiformes; Gadidae
Product: transcription factor Sox-6-like
Exons: 4
Coding region: 511-1005 (164 amino acids)
Source: RefSeq, a predicted model, not a curated record
GGAGGGAUCUAAAGGAGUGAUCGAGAGGAGUGAUCUAAAGGAGUGAUCAAAAGGAGUGAUCAAGAGGAGUGAUCUAAAGGAGUGUUCGAGAGGAGUGAUCGAGAGGAGUGAUCGAGAGGAGUGAUCGAGAGGAGUGAUCUAAAGGAGUGCUCCGGUGCUGGUGAACCGGAGGGGAGGGGUUAUCCUCUGGCCUCACGGCCUCACUCCGCCUCCCCUCACAGCGUCGGACGGCUGCUCUCUCUUCAGCUCCGAUCCUCUCUCCAGUGAUCGUUGUCCCCCUGAAGGUUCUGCCGCCUGACGGCCGUCUUUCUGUCUGUCUGUGUCAGUCAGUCCGCCGUGCAGCACGAGGCUCCCCGCUGACUGAAGUUCCCCAAGUCCGACGGGUCGCGCUGAGCGAUGGUGACUUUACGCGCUGAACCAGAGGAGCUUUGAGGAGACGUGUUGUUCCCCCCACCGGGUCACACACCGGGUCCUGGACCAGGAGCAGGACAAGGACUAGCAAGCAGGAGGAUGUCGUCACAGCGGGCCUCUCCUCCCUAUCCCCCGUCGACAGAGGACGAGCCAAUGAUAGGCGGGGACAGUAGCGCCUGGGCCAAUGAGGACAGAGACAUACAGCAAGGCCCGCCUCCUCUUCAUAACAUGGAAGAGAGUUCAAACGAGCCGCAGCCAAAGAGAGAGAAGCAGGGCGGCGAGGGGGAGUGGGAGAGCUCCCGGCCAGCCCCCAUGGACAGUGAGCCGGGCAGCAAGGGGGGCUCGUUCUACUACCGGAACCCCUCCCCCACCAAGCCGGAGGACCUCCCCCGGGGCGAGCGGGGUGAGCCCGUCUCAACGCUGGCCUUCGGAACGCCAGAGCGGCGCAAGGGCAGCCUGGCGGACGUGGUGGACUCACUGAAGCAGAAGAAGAUGGUGGAGCUCACCAGGACAGAGCACGAUGUACUCCCUCUACUCCCCCUGCUCCACUCCCAGUACUCCAAAUACUCCCCCUACUCCAAGUACUCUCAGUAA